GAGAGGUUUAUCAAACUUUUUUUUUUUUUUUUUCUUUUUCUGCCUUUGCCAUUUAAUUAAUUUCUAGCAGGCUGUUUCAGUUAAUCUUGGUUUUGCUGUCCUGUUUUGCUUCCAUUAAGAGAAGAUACUACAAGAUCAUCUGAGUUUAGAAGCCAUCUAAUGCCUUAAUGGCUUGCCAGAUAUAUUGGUUGAUUUUGAUGGGGCUUUUCUGUGUUAGCUGCGAAGUAUCUGAGCCUAUAGAUACGAUGUGCACUGAGAUUAUAGCCAACAAAAGCUAUAGCUGUGAAGAUUUAGGACUGAGAGAGAUUCCUGAAAGACUUCCAACCACAACAGAAAUCCUUGACUUCAGCUUUAAUUUGCUUUCUUCCCUUCACAAUUCAACCUUCAGCAAGCUAAAGAAUCUGGUAUACUUAGACUUAACAAGGUGUCAAAUUAACUGGGUGUACGAAGGUGCCUUUCAAAGCAAUGCUCAUCUGAAUAUUAUUGUCUUGACUGGAAAUCUACUCAUGUUUCUGGCUGACACAGCAUUUGUUGGCCCGCAGUCUCUGAAGCAUCUUGUCUUAACUCAGACAGGUCUAACCAACUUAGCAUUUAUUCCAAUGCAGAAUCUGGAUAAUUUAGAGACUUUUGACUUGGGCAGCAAUCACAUUUCCUCACUGCAGCUCCCUCCAAGCUUUCCCACCAGAAACCUCAAAUACCUUGAUUUUCAAAUGAACAACAUACAAAGAAUAGCAGCAAAAGACAUAGAUAUUCUGCUGCAGACAAAGAAUUUAACUCUGAUCUUGAAGGGCAAUGAUAUUAUGCACAUUGAAGCUGGUGCGUUCCAGUACAACUUAUUUUACAGCUUGGACUUUGGAGGUUGCAUUGACAUUUCUGUGGUUUUAGCAGGGAUGCAGGAUACCAGAACCCAUACUCUUUGGUUGGGGACAUUUGAGGAUGCAGACAAUGGGAUUCCCAUAAACCCUACUAUGCUACUGAACCUGUGCAAUAUCUCUGUGGUGGAUAUUAGUCUGCAAAAACGGCAUUUCCUUCAUUUAACUGCUGCCACAUUUCAGUGUUUGAACAAACUCCAAAGGCUGGAUCUGACUCACACCUACAUCAGCAUGUUGCCUCCUGACAUCAGUGGCAUGAACAUGUUGGAAGAAUUAAUUCUCAAUAGGAACGCCUUUAAGCACAUUUGCAACAUUAGCUCCACCGCCUUCCCCUCCCUCACCCACCUCUAUAUCAGAGAAAAUGCUGAGAAUCUGGAUUUAGGUUCUGGCUGUUUAGAAACAUUGUCAAAGCUUCAACACUUGGAUUUAAGCCACAGUUACAUAGAAAAUUUAGACUGCUGCAGCAACCAGCUAAAAGGCCUGAGUGGAUUACAGCACCUGAAUCUGAGCUACAACAAGCAGCUUCAGCUCCAAGAUUUGGCCUUUAAGGAAGGUGCUAACCUGGAGCUCCUGGAUUUAGCUUUUACACGUCUUCACAUCAAUGCUUCCCAGGGUCCCUUCCGCAAUCUGCAUCUCUUGCAUGUCCUGAACCUUUCUUAUUCCUAUAUCGAUACCAACAUUCAGCACCUUUUACAGGGGCUGCAAAACCUUUUCCUGUUGAACCUUAGAGGGAAUAAGUUUCAGUCAGGGACCAUUCCGAAUGAAAAUCUCUUUCACCAGCUACCCAGUUUAGAGAUGUUAAUUUUAUCAUUCUGUGAUCUGACAGCUAUACAAAACCAAGCAUUUCACACUCUCAAGAAGCUAAAGCAUGUUGACCUGAGCCACAACAAGCUUAUUGCAUUCAGCACAGAUGCCUUUUCCAAUCUCAAGAGCAUCUACCUCAAUUUUGCCAAUAAUAGGAUCCAUAUUAUACCACGUGACAUGUUAACUAACUUAUCAGGCCAGAGUAUAAUCAAUUUAAGUUACAAUCCACUGGAAUGCACCUGCUCUAAUAUUGGUUUAAUCACUUGGUACAAGCAGAAUAUGGAUAAAAUUGAAGACCCUGAAGGGACAGUGUGUUGUGAGCCCAAAGCUCUAGCAGGUGCUAAGCUGUCCACUGUAACUCUCCCCUGUGGGAUCAACGUUGCAGGAAUUGUUUGCACAGUGCUGGGUUUGAUAUUGCUUGUUGCUGUUAUCUUGGUUUGGGUCAUACGCUUUUUAAAGAGAAAUUACCAACAACUCUAAGUGAAAGGUGGCUCCAUAACAGUCAUUUUUAAAUAAAGGAAGAAAGGACAGUUACUAGACAGACUGAAGAAAAGGUAAUUGCUCCUACUUGUUGCUUUGUUCCUGGGCAAUACUCCUUUUAACCUUAGUAUUGCAUGCCCCAUUCUCAUUCUUAGCAACUGAUUUAGGAAAAAUUACUAUGAAAAAACAAACCCUGGCCAGAUCCUGUGAAGAACUUUAGCCACACAAGUAACACAGUAGGGUCCUGAUCUAUGACAAGGGCUCCUAGGCUCUCUGAUAAUACAAAUAAUAAUAAUUAGUCCCACUGAAGUCUGCCACUAGUCCUCAACUAUAAGCUAGCACUGGGGCCUCAGGCAGCUGAGUGAGCUAGGAGGAAACGGGGGAGAAAUGUAGUGGGAAUA
Molecule: messenger RNA, 2557 nt
Organism: Chelonoidis abingdonii (Abingdon island giant tortoise)
Lineage: Eukaryota; Metazoa; Chordata; Testudines; Testudinidae
Gene: CD180
Product: CD180 molecule
Biological process (GO): detection of lipopolysaccharide; defense response to Gram-negative bacterium; toll-like receptor 4 signaling pathway
Cellular component (GO): plasma membrane; lipopolysaccharide receptor complex
Molecular function (GO): protein binding; lipopolysaccharide binding; lipopolysaccharide immune receptor activity
Source: RefSeq, a predicted model, not a curated record